Liolophura sinensis is the source of this 2235-nucleotide messenger RNA. RefSeq lists its product as uncharacterized. Bases 206 to 1771 code for a protein of 521 amino acids. NCBI's taxonomy places the organism in Eukaryota, Metazoa, Mollusca, Polyplacophora, Chitonida, Chitonidae. The transcript is spliced from 12 exons. The record is from RefSeq and is a predicted model, not a curated record.
GGAGUGGAGUCUUUAUUGUGGGAUCGUUGAGGCAAAUGGGGUUUACGGAGGACGUUUAACAUAUUUAUGUUUUCAUGAUGUAGAGUUUGUUUUCUUACGAUCAUAUAGCGUUAUCUAUCGGUAGCAAAUAAUACAGACAGAUUUAUUUUAACCCACGGUUGUGUGGGGAAUAUCAAGGGAACGUGUACAACAACAACAAGGCAGUAUGUCACGGGGAACUGUCACAAAGUCGCGGACAGACAAGAAAGGUGGACAGUCUGUUCCAUUGCCAGCCGUGGCCCAUGAAAUUAUCCCUGGAAAAUAUACUGACCAAGAUUGGAAUUCUAUGCUAGAAAAAGAUGAUGGGGAGGACUUUAUUGCGGAUAUUGUUGAGGAUGUGGUGGCCAUGACGUUGGAGAAAGCUUAUGAUGGCUAUAUUAGUCGUCAGCUUUUGCCAUUCACAAUAAAUCAGGCCAAGGAUGCUAUUUUGCAGAUCAUUGAGUGGCAGUUCCUUGCUCAUGAUGAAGGAGAUAUGGAGGUAGACAAAGACCCAGGCUGGAUUCAAGAAGAAGAGCCUGAUCCAGCCACAACAGACUGCUGGGCACAAGGCUCUGUUCCCAAAAUCUUUCUGCCUCCAGUCUGCUCUGUGAUAGAAGAGGAGCCAGAAGUGAAAGAGGAAGCCCAGCCCACUGAGACAGUAGAUCCAGAGAUUUGUGAUGAGCAGAUGAGUGACCAGGUAUCGGAGCCGCCACUCCCAGAAAACACUCAGUUAGAGGAAGACCAGCCACAGGAUGCUAACUUUGUACCAGAAAAUUCAGACUCUCCCACCAAGGCGGCUGCCUCCCCAAAGAAGAAGAGGCGUGGUUACAAGCCACACUAUGGGUCCCUGAAGUCUGCAGGUGUAAGCAGAAUGACAGAGUCUCUAGAGGACACAGAGAUUCAACUCUGGGAGAAGGAGGCGCGGGAAAACUUGUCCCCAGAGAGACCAUUGGCACUUAGCCUCAUACAGAUGCCUGUCACCUGCCACUCCUUACUAAAAGAGCCUGAGCUACAGGCACACUCCUAUCACUACUUUGUACAAGGCCUCCUCAAAACCUCCCACUCACUGCACUACUCUUCUCAUGGCCUUGUGGCACAAGUGCACUCUACUCCAUCUGUGUUCCAAAGGUGUCUGAUCGAUACACCCUUCCGUCACAGGAUGCAGCAGGGUAGACCACCAGGAAACAAGGAGGUGACGUACGAUGAGAUGGGCAACGUUGUGGCUGUUGUUAAGCUUAACCCUGACAGAUUACCCAACCACAGAGUGAAGGUAGGCUAUCAUGUGGUGGAUCCAACCGUAGAAGCUGCAGAGGCCAGACUGGAUGCCAUGAAGAAGGGGAAGUUAACCAGGAAGAACCUGUCACACAAGGAACCUAAACACUCUAAUGGCAAACGAGCAAGUGUUGGUUCAUCUACAGUCACCAGUAAAGGGAAGCCCUCUGUGCUGACAGAUUCACAGUCUAAAACUCCUCUGCCUCCUGCAAUGAUCGACACUGUUGACAUUGCUCCUGGUGUGGUGAUUCGAGAGGGACAACAGGUCAGAAAAGGGCCUCGCAGGGUUGUUAAGAAGUCCAAUCAGUUAACGGAUGAGACACAGAGAAUGUUAAAACCUAUCUCUAUCUGUAACAACCUAGCCACGCUGGAUGUGAGUGAGAUACUGGAGCGUCGCACACCCACGCUGAAACCCCUUGCAGAGUCCAACCCCAUUCCCCCAAUUAACCCCCACCCACCCCAGCAACCCCGAGUCUCCUGAUCUCACGGGAACAGGGUGUUUCAAUCAGACUGUACAAACAUUGUGUGCUUAAUUCAGGAGUCCAUGAAAGAUGCAUGGAUCUGUGCAUGACUGUGAUACAUACAUUGUAAAGUGGUACAUAUAUUAUAAAAAUGUACAGCUACACAGUUAAAAGAUCAUGGUAAGUUUGUAAAUAGAAUUAAUGGAAAUUUUGAGUCGACUUGAAAAGGAUUACUGGUUUGAUGAGAUACACUAGACAUCUUGGUACAUGCAGCUCUUUUUUUAAGCAGUUGUCAAACAUUUAUAUCUAUCCCAAUUCAGCAAGCACCAGCAAUUAUUACAUCUUUGUGAAGAUGAACAUGGAAAUAAGUGUCACUGUUUUUUUUCUUUGAGGCUCUACUUGUUUAUAUUUGUACAUUUAUUCAUUCUACUUGUUUAUCUUUGUAAAUUGUCCGUUAGUCUCAAGAUGGUUUUGUAUCCUUUAU